Pochonia chlamydosporia 170 is the source of this 2574-nucleotide messenger RNA. RefSeq names its product vacuolar ATP synthase. Gene Ontology annotation, molecular function: ATPase binding; proton-transporting ATPase activity, rotational mechanism. The coding region runs from base 1 to 2574 and encodes 857 amino acids. Gene Ontology annotation, cellular component: vacuolar proton-transporting V-type ATPase, V0 domain; vacuolar proton-transporting V-type ATPase complex; fungal-type vacuole membrane. The record is from RefSeq and is a predicted model, not a curated record. Gene Ontology annotation, biological process: vacuolar acidification; proton transmembrane transport. Lineage: Eukaryota; Fungi; Ascomycota; Sordariomycetes; Hypocreales; Clavicipitaceae. The transcript is spliced from 5 exons.
AUGGCUCCCAAACAAGACACACCGUUCCGCUCGGCGGAUAUGAGCAUGGUGCAGCUGUACGUCUCCAACGAAAUCGGUCGGGAGGUCGUCACUGCCCUUGGUGAGCUUGGAUUGUGUCAGUUCCGAGAUCUAAAUGAAGACGUGAGCGCUUUCCAGCGAACCUUUACCCAGGAGAUUCGACGACUUGACAAUGUGGAACGACAGCUGCGCUACUUCCAUGCUCAAAUGGAGAAGGCUGGAAUUUCUCUUCGCAAGCUUGAUUUGGACACCGAGAGACUCGCCUCUCCAUCGACAUCCGAAAUUGAUGAGCUUGCAGAGCGGAGCCACAAGCUUGAGCAACGAGUCUCCGCCUUGAACGACAGCUACGAGACUCUGAAGAAGCGAGAGGGCGACCUUACUGAAUGGCGAUGGGUUCUGCGAGAAGCUGGAAGCUUUUUCGAUCGCGCUCACGGCAAUGUCGAGGAGAUUCGUGCCUCCACGGACAAUGAUGACGCCCCACUUUUGCAGGACGUUGAGCAGCAUCACAGUGCCCCCGAAGUCGAGCGAUCCUUCUCCGGCAUGAACAUUGGCUUUGUAGCUGGCGUCAUUACAAGGGAGCGUGUUGCCGCCUUUGAGCGUAUUCUCUGGCGAACCCUUCGCGGUAACUUGUACAUGAACCAGUCUGAGAUCCCUGAGCCGCUCACCGACCCCUCCAACAAUGAGGCUAUCAACAAGAACGUCUUCGUCAUUUUCGCGCACGGCAAGGAGAUUCUGGCCAAGAUUCGAAAAAUCUCUGAAUCUAUGGGUGCAGAGGUCUAUAGCGUCGACGAGAACAGCGACCUUCGUCGUGACCAGAUCCACGAAGUCAACAACAGACUGCAAGAUGUCCAAAACGUCCUCCGCAACACACAGGCUACUCUGGAAGCUGAGCUGAACCAGAUCUCCCAGUCUCUGUCGGCGUGGAUGGUUCUUAUCGCAAAGGAAAAGGCAGUGUACAGCACUCUAAAUCUAUUUUCGUACGACCGUGCUCGACGAACCCUGAUUGCUGAGGCUUGGUGUCCCACCAACGACAUGCCUUUGAUUCGAUCGACUCUGCAGGAUGUCACCAACCGAGCUGGUCUCUCGGUUCCUUCCAUCAUCAAUGAGAUUCGAACAAACAAGACGCCUCCGACAUAUCUCAAGACGAACAAGUUCACCGAGGGGUUCCAGACCAUCGUGAACGCGUACGGUACUGCUACAUACCAGGAGGUUAACCCGGCCAUGCCUGUUUUCGUCACCUUUCCCUUCCUCUUUGCCGUCAUGUUUGGUGAUUUCGGCCACGCCAUGAUUAUGCUGUCGGCAGCUCUCGCCAUGAUCUACUGGGAGAAGCCGCUGAAAAAGGUGACCUUUGAGCUCUUUGCAAUGAUCUUUUACGGACGAUAUAUCGCAUUGGUCAUGGCUGUAUUCUCCAUCUUUACCGGCUUGAUCUACAACGACGUCUUCUCAAAGUCAAUGACACUCUUCCCCAGUGCCUGGGAAUACACGAAGCCGGAUGGUUGGCGGCCAGGUCAGACCAUCAAGGCUGAGCUGAACAACAACGGUUACCGGUACCCCUUUGGUCUUGAUUGGGCCUGGCACGGCACAGAGAAUACCCUCCUCUUCAGCAACAGCUACAAGAUGAAGAUGAGCAUUAUUCUCGGCUGGGCUCAUAUGACAUACUCCCUUUGCUUUGCCUACAUCAAUGCGAGACAUUUCAAGAAGCCAAUCGACAUCUGGGGCAAUUUCGUUCCCGGAAUGAUCUUCUUUCAGUCGAUUUUUGGCUAUCUCGUCAUUUGCAUCAUUUACAAAUGGGCCGUGUUCUGGCCAGGAGCACAGGCACCUGGCCUCUUGAACAUGCUCAUCUACAUGUUCCUCCAGCCCGGAAAAUUGGACAAUAUCCCUCUGUACAAGGGACAGGCCACUGUGCAGAUUAUUCUCCUCCUCCUGGCAUUUGCUCAAGUUCCUAUUCUUCUCUUCCUCAAGCCCUUCUAUCUCCGUUGGGAGCACAAUCGGGCGCGCGCCAAGGGCUAUCGCGGUAUUGGCGAGACGUCCCGUGUCAGUGCUUUGGAUGGCGACGAUGAGAACGAGGGUCUGGUUAACGGCCACGGCAAUAGCUUUGACGACGACGGCGAGGGCGUUGCUAUGAUCUCGCAGAACAUUGACGAAGAGCAUGAAGAGUUUGAGUUUGGUGAAGUCAUGAUUCACCAAGUAAUUCACACCAUUGAAUUCUGCUUGAAUUGCGUUUCUCACACCGCCUCAUACCUCCGUCUGUGGGCCUUGUCGCUCGCUCACCAACAGCUCAGUAUCGUGCUGUGGGACAUGACGCUUGGUCCUACUCUCAAGGCCAGCGGUGUUGUCGGCGUGAUCAUGAUUGUUGUUGGUUUCUACCUCUGGUUCUUCCUUACUAUUGCCAUUCUGGUGUGUAUGGAAGGCACCAGUGCCAUGUUGCACUCUCUCCGGCUGGCGUGGGUUGAGUCCUUCUCCAAGUUUGCAGAGUUUGCAGGAUGGCCAUUUGCUCCGUUUUCAUUCACUACAUUGUUGGAAGAGGCCGAAGAACUGAAAGAGUUCCUCGGCUAA